Cadophora gregata is the source of this 897-nucleotide messenger RNA. RefSeq lists its product as uncharacterized. Gene Ontology annotation, cellular component: cytoplasm. Gene Ontology annotation, molecular function: guanyl-nucleotide exchange factor activity. The coding region runs from base 1 to 897 and encodes 298 amino acids. The record is from RefSeq and is a predicted model, not a curated record. The transcript is spliced from 4 exons. Lineage: Eukaryota; Fungi; Ascomycota; Leotiomycetes; Helotiales; Ploettnerulaceae.
AUGGAAUUGUGGGCAUCUGGAUUCAACGCUUGGGGUCAGCUUGACUUCUCUGGAGAAAAGGGUCUGGAUUCCAGGGAUCAUAACACUUUCCGGAGUGUCUUCGAAGACAAGCAUAUUGAGAUCGUACGAACAAGCCUUUCGGCUACCUUGAUACGGACCACAAACGGACUCGUUACGGCCGGCACUCCUGACGAACUAAUUUCCCUCUGUAUGGACAAACAAGAUUGCUUUGCAAAUCUAGCUCUAGCAGGGAAUGGCCAACUAGCGGAAUUCACACCUACCUCCUCAACGAGAUAUUCAUCCUUCCAAGACUUCCAGAGCAAAGAUGGGAAGGAUCUCAAUGUCCAGGAAGAGCUACAACACAUUGAAGCAAACCAAACGACGUUUACAGCUCUUUCCAAGGAUGGUGGGAAGGUGUACACAUGGGGAGAUGGACGGUACCCUAAUUGUCUAGGUCGAGAAGUGUCAAGCGAAUGCCCAGCAAAUGUCCCAAGCAUCGUUGAAGAUCUAGUCGAGCUCCCUGGGGGAGGUAUCAGGAAGAUUUCGUCUGGCGGAUAUGUCACAGCUGCUUUAACAGAGGACAAUGAUCUGUACGUUUGGGGUGGAAGGGCAGGUCAAAAGGCGACUUUAGAAGGUCUUGGGGGCAGCCCGAUGCCGGUCGAUUUAGAUGGUGAGGAUAUUUGGGAUGUUUCUGUUGGUAUGAAUCAUAUGCUUGUAGUAACUAUGAACCGCAAGCUGUUUGUGGUUGGUGAGGGUGGGAAUGGCCAACUGGGCUUAGAGGUGAAGGAGCUAGAGGAUUGGAAGGAGGUGAAACUGCCUCUGAGGGAAGGGCAGACAAUCACCAGUGUCCACGCUGGAUACAAGAACUCUUUCGUCAUGGUAGAGAAUUUCCCUUGA